GGCCGCUGGGCCGCACUGAGAGCUGCCAGCGGCUGCGGCGGAUGGAGCGCCCAUGAGUUUCGGGGCAGAGCCACCUGGCCGGGCCCGGGAGCGGCUGGACAUGGCCUCGUACUGCGACGGCUCGGGUGUCUGCCCGGCCCCGCACAGCCAGGCCCGGGCAGCCUCGCACCCCGCAGGCUACGUGCGCAGUGACCUAGAAACGACGGGCGGCGGCCCGCGCCUGUGGUUGAACGCCCCGGGACUCAGCCCCGCGCCCUUUGCGCCGGGCCCUGGGCAUUCGUCCCCCUACGCGCCCCCGGGCUAUGCGGCCCCGGGCCCGCUCCUUGGCGCCACGGGCGGCCUGGCGGGGGCAGACCUGGCCUGGCUGAGCAUCUCGGGGCAGCAGGAGCUGCUGAGGCUAGUGCGUCCUCCCUACUCCUACUCUGCGCUCAUCGCCAUGGCCAUCCAGAGCGCGCCGCUGCGGAAGUUGACGCUCAGCCAGAUCUACCAGUACGUGGCCGGCAACUUCCCCUUCUACAAGCGCAGCAAGGCGGGCUGGCAGAACUCCAUCCGCCACAACCUGUCGCUCAACGACUGCUUCAAGAAGGUGCCCCGCGACGAGAACGACCCAGGCAAAGGCAACUACUGGACCCUGGACCCUAACUGUGAGAAGAUGUUCGACAACGGGAACUUCCGAAGGAAGAGGAAGAGGAGAGGGGAGGCGGGCGCGGCCGCAGUCUCGGGAGCCCAGAGCCCUGGCGGAGCCCCGGCGCCUGAGCUGGAUGCCCUGGGCGCAGGGUCCCCGGACCUGCGGGCCUCGCCAUCCCCGCCGGCGCCCGAGUCUGCCUCCUGCUUCUCCAGUUUCGCCUCGGCCAUGGGCGCCCUGGCUGGCGGCCUUGGCUCCUUCCACGGGGGGCUGGCGGGCGACUUUUCUUUUGGGAGACCAGCGACCGUGGCUGCUAACGGUCGCCCAUCCCCUGGCCCUUCGCCUGGCUUCCCCACUGGUCAUCAGACUGCGGCCAGCGGCUUCCGUGUGGGUCACUUUGUGUACAGCCGGGAAGGGACUGAAGUUUGAAGGGAGCCCGUGGAGCACCGAGUGUCCGCUCCAGAGGUGCUGCGCUGAAGGAAGUGCAGGUCCUCCCCUGACAAAGGCCCCCGGAGCCAACAGGUCCGGACCGGCGGGGAGGGAGCAGGGCCCUCAGAGCCCCAGUGCGGACUGAGCUGACCUAGCCCGGCACUCACCUGCCCCGCACCCAGGAGACCUGUUGGUGCAGCAAGUGGGCUCUCCCGCUGACUCCUCCCAGCUUUUCAGCUCUCUGGCCGGAGAUCCACACUCCCCCAGGGUGGGGGUAGGGGGGGGGUCUGCCUUAAAGGGACCAGAGCUGGCUCUUGGCCCCAGCUUUUUUAGGGAGCUGGGGGAUCCCAAAGAGCCUUCUUCUUCCUGCUGGUGGGAGGGCAGCCAGGACCCUGUCUGCAGAGAUUCCUGGCUCCGGCCCUGCCUGGCCACCCUCCUUCCCUCCCCACCCGGGAUGCCUGGGAGCUGUGUCGAGGGAGAUCUGGCAUUGGUGGGCCUGAGCCACACUUCAGACGGACUUUCCAAUGGCCGGAACUGCCCACAGGGGUGGGGAGGGAGAAGGGCUGCCAGGCAGGCAGCGAACCCUGGGGACCCCAGCCCCUCUCCCUGUCACUGACCCUGUUCCUUAGGCACCCCCCUGGGGACCACAGGAGCGGUGCCAGGUCCCCAGAGUGCCAGGAUGGGCUCCCGUUUGCCCUCUCCCCACCCCUCCUGCAUUCACACAUGCUCAGGGGAGGUGGCCUGAGGCCACCCUGGGGUCCCUUUCCUCUCUGUCCCUUCAUUUGGACAGAGCUGGCCCCUGCAACAGAGCCGGGCAGUGGCCUCCUGUGUGAAUUUACCUUUCCUCCUCCCCACUUUGUAUUUACCAGAAGUUAAUCUUUGGAGCCAUUAGGAGGUGGCAUUUUGUUUGACCUUGGUGUUCCCCAAGUCUUUGGCAGCUGCCCCCCACCACACCCCCCAGCCACCCCUGUCCUUCUGGUGUCUGUAGGAGCUUGGGGCACUGGGCAGGCAUGUUCCCCUUGCCUGCACUGGAGACCGGGGGCUUUCUCCAGAAGAGACCAGGGAGG
This is a messenger RNA of Artibeus jamaicensis (Jamaican fruit-eating bat), 2121 nucleotides long. It is a transcript of the gene FOXI2, whose product is annotated as forkhead box I2. The record is from RefSeq and is a predicted model, not a curated record. The coding region runs from base 53 to 1054 and encodes 333 amino acids. The transcript has 2 exons. NCBI's taxonomy places the organism in Eukaryota, Metazoa, Chordata, Mammalia, Chiroptera, Phyllostomidae. Gene Ontology annotation, biological process: anatomical structure morphogenesis; cell differentiation; regulation of transcription by RNA polymerase II. Gene Ontology annotation, molecular function: RNA polymerase II cis-regulatory region sequence-specific DNA binding; DNA-binding transcription factor activity, RNA polymerase II-specific.